Messenger RNA from Nestor notabilis (Kea), 221 nucleotides. Its product is annotated as POM121 and ZP3 fusion protein-like. The record is from RefSeq and is a predicted model, not a curated record. Lineage: Eukaryota; Metazoa; Chordata; Aves; Psittaciformes; Psittacidae. The annotation marks the transcript as partial. The transcript has 2 exons.
GGGAAUCUGGGUUGCUCAAGUCCACCCUGAUCAACGGCCUCUUCCCGAUGGACAUGUACAGAGACCGCAAGCUGCUGAACACUGAAGCCAGGAACAAAAGCAGCCGAGACCCCUGCACCAAAGAGACGGUGCUCAGUGCCAUCAAGGAGUACAGAAAGAGGCUCUUGCAGCAGGAGGACGACCAGGCUUUGGGAAGUGAUCACGAGAACAAGAGGAGGUAA